AUGUCCUCCGCAACCACCGUCACCAAGACCAACAUUGGUGUUUACACCAACCCCAACCAUGACCUGUGGAUCGCCGAGUCGACCCCCAAGGUCGAGGAUGUGCAGGCCGGCCGCGGGCUGAAGCCCGGCGAGGUCACGGUGGAGGUGCGCAGCACGGGCAUCUGCGGCUCCGAUGUGCAUUUCUGGCAUGCGGGCUGCAUUGGCCCUAUGAUUGUCACGGGCGACCAUGUUCUCGGCCACGAAUCCGCCGGUCAGGUUAUUGCGGUCGCGGACGACGUCAAGACGCUCCAGGUGGGCGACCGCGUCGCUAUCGAGCCCAAUAUCAUCUGCAAUGCCUGCGAACCCUGCCUAACGGGCCGCUACAAUGGAUGUGAGAACGUGGCCUUCCUGUCCACCCCGCCCGUCGAUGGCCUGUUGCGCCGCUACGUCAACCACCCGGCCAUCUGGUGCCAUAAGAUCGGCGACAUGAGCUACGAGGACGGUGCUCUCCUGGAGCCGCUCAGCGUGACCCUGGCGGCCGUGGAGCGCAGUGGACUCCGCCUCGGGGACCCGUUGCUGAUCACCGGCGCUGGUCCGAUUGGUCUGAUCAGUCUGCUCAGCGCCCGGGCGGCCGGCGCAUGCCCCAUCGUGAUCACAGAUAUUGACGAGGGUCGGUUGGCGUUCGCCAAGUCGCUCGUGCCGGACGUGCGCACGUACAAGGUGACGAUCGGACAGUCGGCCGAGGAUUGUGCGGCAGGCAUCAUCGACGCCAUGAACGACGGCAAGGGCUCUGGGUCGGACGCGCUGCGCCCGAAGCUCGCCAUCGAGUGCACUGGUGUGGAGAGCAGCGUCAACGCCGCCAUCUGGAGUGUCAAGUUCGGCGGCAAGGUGUUUGUGAUUGGCGUGGGCAAGAACGAGAUGACCAUUCCUUUCAUGCGGCUGAGCACCCAGGAGAUCGACCUGCAGUACCAGUACCGCUACUCCAACACCUGGCCGCGCGCCAUCCGCCUCGUGCAGAACGGUGUCAUCGAGCUGCGCAAGCUCGUCACCCACCGCUACACCCUGGAAGAUGCGCUGAAGGCCUUCGAGACGGCUGCCAACCCGCGCACGGGCGCCAUCAAGGUGCAGAUUAUGAGCUCGGAGGAGGAUGUCCGGGCUGCCUCGGCGGGUCAGUCGAUCUGA
Molecule: messenger RNA, 1161 nt
Organism: Penicillium lagena
Lineage: Eukaryota; Fungi; Ascomycota; Eurotiomycetes; Eurotiales; Aspergillaceae
Product: NAD(P)-dependent alcohol dehydrogenase
Exons: 2
Coding region: 1-1161 (386 amino acids)
Biological process (GO): D-sorbitol catabolic process
Molecular function (GO): zinc ion binding; L-iditol 2-dehydrogenase (NAD+) activity
Source: RefSeq, a predicted model, not a curated record